AUGGCCUACAACAAUCUCCCCAACCCCUCAAGCACCGAAGAACAGGGCCAAGAGCAAUCCAACGAAAAUAAUAAAAUAUGUCAAAGCCAUACUCGCCAUUCCUCAGACGAAGAAUCAACUAUUGACUAUGAACCCAACCUUUCCCGCGAGCCCACCAACACCAGCGUCUUGGAACGUACACUAUCGGUAGUGCGCACUCGGGAAUCUGGCAAAGAUCUCGGCCCGCCCCCAGAUGGUGGAUUUCAGGCUUGGUCUCAGGUUGCCCUCGCACACUUCGUCAUCUUCAAUACAUGGGGCUAUAUCAACAGUUUCGGUGUCUUCCAGACAUACUAUUCCCAAACACUGGGACAUUCCCCUUCAGAUAUCUCCUGGGUUGGGAGUAUUCAGAUCUUUUUGUUAUUUUUUAUUGGCACUUUCUCUGGCAGAGCCACGGAUGCCGGCUAUUUCAAAUUCACAUUGGCCUCUGGUGCUAUAUUGGAAUGCUUUAGUAUCUUCAUGACCUCGCUCUGCACGAAGUAUUGGCAGCUAUUCCUGGCACAAGGUGUUGGCCAAGGAAUUGGAUGCGGGCUGAUGUUCUGCCCAACCUUGGCUUUGGUCUCGACUUAUUUCGCCAAGAACCGUGGAAUCGCUAUUGGGCUCGUUGCCUCUGGCUCUGCGACGGGGGGUCUUGUCUUCCCAGCUGUUAUCAUGAAGAUGCUGCCCCAGGUCGGAUAUGGGUGGACAAUCCGGGCGCUGGGCUUUAUCUCAAUAGCCACGCUGACUCCAUGUGUCUUGUUCCUUAGGCAGCGUCUUCCUCCACGCAAGAGUGGUCCAAUUGUUGAGUGGUCUGCCUUCACCGAGCUGCCCUACUUGUUGUUUGCGAUUGGCAUGUUCAUGAACUUCUGGGGCCUGUAUGUUGGAUUUUUCUACAUUGGCAGUUUCAGUCGUCACAUCAUUGGCGUAUCAAGCAAUCGAUCCAUUGAUUUGCUCCUGGUCAUGAAUGGAGUUGGAUUGGUCGGGCGAUUGGUCCCCAAUCUACUUGCUGAUCAGUUCACCGGUCCUCUCAACCUGUUGAUCCCGUUCAGUUUCGCGACAGCCUUAGUUGGAUACUGUUGGGCGGCAGUCACUGGUAUGUCCGGGCUGUGGACAUUUGCCGCAUGUUAUGGCCUCUUUGCUGCGGGUAUUCAAUCGUUAUUCCCAGCGACCCUUAGCACCCUCACUACUGAUAUGAAGAAGAUCGGUGUACGCAUGGGCAUGGUGCUCAGCGUGGUGGCAGUUGCGGCCCUUAUAGGGUCUCCUAUUGCUGGUGAGCUAGUUGUUCGCAAUGAUGGAAACUACCUGUAUGCCCAAAUGUUCAUGGGAUCUGCGAUCUUCAUCGGUGGAUUGACGUUAAUUGGCGCCCGAGUGACUAAGGUUGGCAUUGGUCUGGCUCGAGUUUGA
Penicillium vulpinum is the source of this 1419-nucleotide messenger RNA. Its product is annotated as putative MFS monocarboxylate transporter. The record is from RefSeq and is a predicted model, not a curated record. Bases 1 to 1419 code for a protein of 472 amino acids. Gene Ontology annotation, biological process: transmembrane transport. The transcript has a single exon. NCBI's taxonomy places the organism in Eukaryota, Fungi, Ascomycota, Eurotiomycetes, Eurotiales, Aspergillaceae. Gene Ontology annotation, molecular function: transmembrane transporter activity. Gene Ontology annotation, cellular component: fungal-type vacuole membrane.